This is a messenger RNA of Hipposideros armiger (great roundleaf bat), 4330 nucleotides long. RefSeq names its product coiled-coil domain containing 66 (gene CCDC66). Bases 410 to 3268 code for a protein of 952 amino acids. The record is from RefSeq and is a predicted model, not a curated record. Gene Ontology annotation, biological process: cilium assembly. NCBI's taxonomy places the organism in Eukaryota, Metazoa, Chordata, Mammalia, Chiroptera, Hipposideridae. Gene Ontology annotation, cellular component: cilium; microtubule; photoreceptor inner segment. The transcript has 17 exons. Gene Ontology annotation, molecular function: microtubule binding.
UUAUUUUUCUUUAUCAGAAACCCAUAGCACCUUUUUCUACAAAAUUACAUUGCCACUUAAAAAAUGUUUGAUACCACUACUUUUUUUUUGUUCCUUAUUUCUUUUUCCAUUUUUAGGUUAACAUCAGAAAUGUUUGUUCUGCUCUUCCGUAAUUUACUGUAGUCCUCUUUUUCCUUUAUUUUGCAGCAUCUUAAAAGUCUUUCUUGCACGUCAUUGAAUAGAGCCUAUUGUGGAUGACGUGGCACUUUUCUCUUCAACUCUGAAACCUUGAUGGCUUUGCUUUUUCUUCUAGGUUUAAUCAAGGCGAAGAAGUUGCUUGAGUACCCAGCAUAUCAAUCACUUGAUAAGUGGGUGAUGAUGAUCAGAGUAAUUCCACAAGCUACCUAUAAAAAUUAUUUCUGUAUAUGAGAUGGGAAAUAAGACCAAGAUUGGAAAAUGUCCUUUAAGAACAAAACAAACUGGAUACAUUCUAAAAUCAACACAAAAUACUUGUAUCAGGGGUGAAAAACGUUUGCAAAAGAAGAGAAUUGGUUCAGAAACUUCACUGGCAAAAGAUGAAAAGACUAGUAUGACUUUUUCACCCACUAAGGAUUUAUGCAAGCAGUAUGCAGAUAAAGACUGCCUUCACAUCCAGAAAGAAAUUUCACCUGCAACCCCUAAUAUACAGAAGACUAGAAACACCAUAAAUACACCUGUAGUACCUAAACAGAAGCCUUGUAAAAAAUAUGUCACAAGUGAAAAUGUGAAGAGUAGUUUGGUGUGUCUAACACAAGACCAACUACAGCAGAUUUUGAUGACUGUAAACCAAGGAAAUGGAUCUAUUUCCCUGACCACAAAUGGAAAGGUGGAGGAAACAAGUCAAGACAGUCUACAUUUAAACAGUAUUCCUAAUCAGCCAAAGGACGAGAACAUUAUGGUACUACUUGAAAAAACUGAGGCUGUUUCAUAUGACCAAGAUGAAAAUAAAUCUGUUUUAAAUAAAAAUCAGGAGACAUCUAAGCAGUAUGAACAGAAAAUUGCCAUAGAGAAUGUAUGGAAACCAGCUGACAUAUUCAGUACUCUGGGGGAAAGAGAACGUGAUAGAAGUUUGUUGGAAGCAAAAAAAGCCCAGUGGCGGAAAGAGCUUGAUGAACAGGUUGCUUUAAAGAAGAAAGAAAAAGAAGCUUCUGAAAAAUGGAAUAAUCCUUGGAAAACAUCUGAAAGUGAUAAAGUAGCAUGGGAAAAACUUCAAAUUAUUGACCAAUCUAAGACUACUGCUAGUGUUUCCAGCAUUCUAUCACAGUCUCCCAGUCAGGUAACGGUGGUCCAGGCUGAUGGGCACUCACUGUCUAGAGCUAGUCAGAUUUUAGAGGAAGCAAUACUGCCAGAGCACCCUUUCAGUGCUGUCAAACAAGCACAGCAGAGAAAAUGGAUUGAAGAGUUGAACAAGCAAAUAGAAGAUGACCGGCAAAGAAAAAUGGAUGAAAAAAUUAUAUCUUCAAAGGGUGAGGAACAUGACAGAUGGGCAAUGCAUUUUGAUUCUUUAAAGAGCUAUCCUGGUUCUCGGUCUCAACUCUCCUGUCGGUCAACACACAAACAACCAGAGUACUUCUGUGUCUCUCCGGACACUCAGGAGCUGGCUGAUAUCAGCAGUGUUUACACGCCUACAGCUGGAAGCCAGGUUGAACCUUCAGAAGAGGAGCAUAUAGCAAAACCUGUUGGAGAUAUGGCUGUGGCAAACAGUCAGAAAACAAACUUUCUCCGUUCUAUGACUGCGCUUUUGGACCCAGCUCAGAUUGAAGAACGAGACAGGCGACGACAAAAACAGUUAGAACAUCAGAAAGCCAUCACUGCUCAGGUAGAAGAGAAGCGCAGGAUGAAGCAGAUGGAAGAAGAACAAAGAAAGAAGGAAGAACAGGAAGAGGAGCUUCGCCUGGCGCGGGAACGAGAAGAGAUGCAGAAACAGUAUGAAGAAGACAUACUUAAGCAAAAACAAAAAGAAGAAAUCAUAACUCUCAAGACAAAUGAACUGUUCCAGACGAUGCAGAGAGCACAGGAGCUGGCACAGAGACUAAAACAAGAACAGAGAAUCCGAGAAUUGGCUCAAAAGGGACAUGACACUUCUAAAUUAAUUAAAAAUCUUGGCGUCGAUACAGUACAAGUGGAUUAUAAUGCAUCUACUAACAAUACUUCAAAUUCAAGACAUGACUUGAAUGAAAUCAGUGCUAAAAUGAAUACAUGUAUCAAGUCUGUGAAUUCUCCUAAGAAGGAUACUGGUGUGCAAACAGAUGACUUAAAUACUAGAAUAUUCACCAGUGCAGAAUCACAUUGUGGAUCAGUAAUAAAGAGGGAAGUUAUAAAUUGUUCAUCUCCCAAGAUUCCUGCAGAAUUUAAUGAACAGUUUAACACUAAGAAAAAUAAGCAAGAACUAGUAAGUCAGGAUAAAGGAGCCAACUUAGAAAAAGAAAACAGUUGGUACAAUGACCAGUGUAGUCAUAAUCAAUUCACAAGAACAGAGAAACAAACAAAACAUAUGAAGAAAUGUCCUAAAAGGCCUGACUGGAAUAUAAAUAAGCCACUCAAAAGGUAUAUUCCAGCAUCAGAAAAGUACCCUAAACAGCUUCAAAAGCAGAGAGAAGAAAAAAAAGUAAGAAGGCAAAUGGAACUGCUUUAUUUGGUAGAAAGAAAUAACCCUGGACACUUCUCUCAAAGUGGAGGCACUUGCCCAGAAGUCCUUCAUUCAUCUCAUCAAGAAACUGAGCCAAAGUUCAGGUGGCAUCUAGUCAAAAAGGAAGAAGAACAUUUCAAAGUUAAUUCAUUCAGCAAAGAAAGGUCUCUGUCACCACCAGUCCCUGCGGUGAAAAACAGAACGCAACAAACCCAGACAUUAAGAGAGAGUAAUUAUGAAAGAGAGACUCUUAUCUUAGAAGGCAGUGAAACGGGAUUAUCACCUAGGAUUCCUGAGCCAUCCCAUUUUAUCCCCUAUGUCCGAACCGAUGAGAUCUAUUACCUUGAUCCAGAUGCACCAUUGACUCGGCCUCUAUCCCAGGAUCCUCAGUACCAAAAUCUGUAUGACUGUGACCAAGAACGACGACAGCUAUUUGACUCUGACUAUGUCAGGGACCCACUUCUUAAUCCUAACUUUGUGAAAAACAGGGAUCGUCAGCAAGCAAUCCUGAAAGGACUAUCCGAGCUGAGACAGGGCCUUCUCCAGAAGCAGAGGGAGUUGGAAACGAAUCUUAUGCCUUUAGCUGCCAAUCAAGAAGAGAAUUUUAGUUCUUCGUUUUAAAUAUGGAAAAAUCAAAUCCUUUACAUUUGUCUCCCAGAUUAUAAAAUGUCCUUGUUGCUUCACUGUAUUUUUCAAAUAGCCUAGAUUUAUUUUUAAAUGCUUAUUUAUAACUUGUACAUUAUGUAAUAAAAUGCUGUGUGUAGAUAGAUAUAGAUAUAUUUUAACAAUAAAACAGACAUUUUUGUAAAAAUUUAGUAGUAAACAAAAUUUUUUUUCCUGCUGUCACAAUCUGGGUAAUUUAAGUCCUAUAAAAACACUUUCUACUUACCUUAACACAGUCUGGAGUUUCUGACCUAUUAACAGAUAACUUUUUUCCACACAUUUUAUAUGUAGCUUAUUAACUGAAAUACCACCUUAUGUAUUUUGCUCUAUAAAAAAAGGGUAGAAGAACUCUUCCAAGCUGUGAGUUGCCAAAGGAAAAUCUUAUUUAAUACAGCUCAACUUUUACCAAACCCAGAUUCAGUUUAGGCUUACAUGGUAAUUUCUUUUCUCAAAAUCCAGUUAUGACUUUUGUAAGAAUUGCAGUUUUUUCAAAAACAUUUACAAGUUUGCAUUAGUAAUAAUAGAGAGGCAGUUAUUGGCAAUAGAUGUGGGUUUAAAAUUUAUCUGCACUAGAUAAUUUAUCUGUGAAUUUAAAGUUAUUGUUAAGUGCUUACCACCUCAAAAAUAUACUUCUUUUCUAAGACUACCAAUUUAAAAAUCUAUAUCAAAGAGUUUGUUCCAAAUUGUCCAAUGCCUUUAAUAAACCUAUCUUUUGAAAUAUGAAAUUGAAUUUGGGUAAGUCAUGGGCUACACAAGCACUGAAAAUCAUAAUUAUAAAGUACUCUCAAAUAAAAGGUUGACUAAGUUUUUAGCAAUAGGCAAUUUUUACAUAGCUAACCCUAAAGAUAAAAAAUAAUGCUGCCUGGUAUAAAGGCCUAAGUCCUAUGUACAUAGUUUGUUAUCUAAAUGAAAACGCAUUGUUAGAUAAAUCCUGAGGUACUGAGCCAAAAUCCUGUAAAUAUUUAUUAACAUCACUGGCUUAUACCUGUGUAAAAACACUAUACAAAAGCUUAAAAUAAA